This is a messenger RNA of Rhododendron vialii, 1566 nucleotides long. RefSeq lists its product as uncharacterized. The transcript has a single exon. Gene Ontology annotation, biological process: DNA integration. Bases 1 to 1566 code for a protein of 521 amino acids. NCBI's taxonomy places the organism in Eukaryota, Viridiplantae, Streptophyta, Magnoliopsida, Ericales, Ericaceae. The record is from RefSeq and is a predicted model, not a curated record. Gene Ontology annotation, molecular function: nucleic acid binding; RNA-DNA hybrid ribonuclease activity.
AUGUAUUAUACAAGCAGGGCAUUGCGAGAAGCUGAGCUGAGAUAUCCCAGAGCUGAAAAAGUAGCCUUUGCAAUGGUAAUAGCAGCUAGAUGGCUACGGCCGUAUUUUCAAGCUCAUUCGAUAAAGGUGCUAACAGAUCAACCUCUUCGAAAGAUUCUCCAUUGUCUAGAAACUUUGGGCCGCUUGAUUCAAUGGUCAAUAGAGAUUGGCGAGUUUAAUAUAGAGUACAAACUGAGGAUUGCCAUCAAAGCCCAAGUCCUUGCAGAUUUCCUUGCAGAGUACACUUAUCCAGAUUUAGAUGAGUUACCCAAAGAGGAACCAAAACCUUGGGUCCUUCAGGUUGAUGGAUCAACAACUAGAGAAGCAAGCGGAGCUGGUCUGAUCUUAACAUCCCCAAAAGGACAACGCCUGAGCUACGCGCUUAGGUUCGAGUUCAAAGCAACUAACAAUGAGGCAGAAUACGAAGCUCUUGUCGUUGGAUUGGAACUAGCUAAGGCCGUUGGUGCCAACCAUGUGUUAGCCAAAAGUGAUUCACAGUUGGUUGUAGGACAAGUCCUAGGAGAAUACACUGUGAAAGAAGAGGUAAUGCAGAAGUACUUGGAUAAAGUAAAGGCCCAAGUUGUAGAGCUGCAAAGCUUCAGUAUUGUCAGGAUCCCACGGGAUGAGAACGUUGAAGCUGAUUAUUUGGCAAAACUAGUCACGGCUAAGGAGGAUGCUAUUCCACGGAAUACCCCAGUACGAUACUUGGAAUUACCAAGUAUCUUUGCCCCAAACGUACAAGUUCAAGCUAUUGACUACAGCAGUUCAUGGAUGGGCCCCAUAGUUGAGAACAUAAUAAAUGGGACCUUACCAGACGACAAAGACAAAGCUAGGCAGCUCAAGAUCAGGGCUGCAAAAUACCUAAUGAUGGGAGAUGUGUUGUAUAGAAGGAGCUUCUCAUUACCAUACCUUAGAUGUCUGACCACGGCAGAAUCUAUACGGGCUAUAGAAGAGGUCCACCAAGGUAGCUACACGUUAGCCUACAAACUCCUUAGGUUGGGAUACUACUGGCAAAGCAUGCAAAAGGAUUGCAACUCUAUGGUCCAAAAAUGUGAGAAAUGCCAACGCUUUGCAAACAUCAUUCAUGGAUCCCCCAAGGCCUUAACUCCAAUGAAGGGACCUUGGCUGUUUGCCAAAUGGGGAGUAGACCUAAUUGGCCCACUCCCUAAGGCAGCAGGCCAGGUCCAGCAUGCCAUUAUAGCUGUGGAUUAUUUUACAAACUGGGUCGAAGCUAAGGCACUGGCCACAAUCACAGCAGAGGUUACAAUUGAUUUCUUAUGGAAGAUAAUCAUUAGCCGUUUUGGGUUACCACGAGUGAUAGUCACAGACCAUGGAAAGCAGUUUGACAAUACUCAGUUUAAAUCAUACUGUAUUUCUAAGGGAAUACACGUACAUUAUGCAUCCAAAGCUCACCCAAAAGCUAAUAGACAAGUGGAAGUCACUAAUCGAACCAUCAAAAAGGGAAUUAAGAAAAGACUGCGAGAGGCCAAAGGAACAUGGCCAGACGAGCUUUAUAAUGUGCUAUGA